CUUGCAUCAUCAAGUGAACUUUUUCAGCUUUGAUAGGUUGUACAAAAUGAUGCAGAAAAUGUCCUCAGUCAUUACGGACUUAAGUAUCAAUGUGAAGUAAUUACUAUCUAAGUCCAAUGAACGCGAACAAUCACAUCAAUUCGAUUGCGGAAUACCGAGUCAGCAGUUCCCUUUGUCAUCUGAAAAGGAACUGCAGAUGCUGGACACUGAUUUGCAGCAGAAAGAAACCAGAGACAGAUUUGUGGCAAUAGUUACGAGGUUAUCGGGUGAUGAUCCGAAAACAUCAAUGCGGUAUGUUUUGUCGUACCUCUUGACACCUGAGGUUGCCAGUAACUUCACGUUACUUGGCACUUCUUCGGAACGACCACUUCAAAAAUACCGGUUUUACGGCUGCAUACGAAGUAGCCCAUAUUUAUUAUUUAAACUUUAGGUGCGUCAACAAAUCGCUUUCUAUCAUCCUCUGUCAACGAAAAAGACCUUGCAAAGCUGUAC
Molecule: messenger RNA, 492 nt
Organism: Schistosoma guineensis
Lineage: Eukaryota; Metazoa; Platyhelminthes; Trematoda; Strigeidida; Schistosomatidae
Source: the annotation of a GenBank genome assembly